AUCAUCGAGCGCCUUCAUUGCUGGCGACAUUCUCAACAGUUCAUGAGCUGAAGUCAGUUCCUCUGCGAUCCUCGUAAUGGACUCUCAGAAAGAUGCCUUACAGAGGAUAAUUGCCACAUUAGCAAACAAAAAUGAGGAACUGCAGAAUUUCAUUGAAACGCUGAAUCACACUUUGGAUCGAGUUCAGGUCAACUCCACACAGGUGGUGUCGGAUUUAGAGGAGGAGUUUGACACGCUUUACUCCAUCCUGGAUGAGAUGAAGGAGAGUAUGACAAACACCAUCAAACAGGAAACAGUCCGCAAAUCACAUGAGCUUCAGAACCAGCAGACCCAAAGCACCAAUGCAUUAGAGAGUGCAGAGGAACUUUUGGAGUUUGCUAAUAAUGCGCUGCACAUUACAGAUGAGGGGGAAUUCACAAAGGCUGCCAAACAGAUCAAAGAUAGGGUCACAAUGGCUCCUGCCUUCCGCUUGACUAUGAAGCCCAAAGCCACAGAUAAUAUGACCCACCUGAUGGUGGACUUCAUUCAGGAGAGACAGCUUCUGCAGGGCCUAAAGUUCCUCCCUGUGCCAAGAGCUCCAGAGAUAGUGCUCGAGGACUGUCUGGUCAUAGAUAAUGAGGUGACCGUAACCUGGAGAAUACCGGUGGAGGACAGCAAGAUUGACCAUUACAUCUUAGAGUACAGAAAAACCAACCACGAGGGUCUGCCGCGUGUGAAGGACGAGCAGUGCUGGGAAGUGGUGGACAACAUCAAGACCAGUGAAUACACCCUACAAGGGUUAAGAUUUGACACCAAGUUCAUGAACUUCCGGGUAAGAGCAUGUAACAAAGCAGCCGCGGGGGAUUAUUCGGAUCCGGUCACUUUGGAAACUAGAGCGUUUAACUUCGGCUUUGACUCCACGUCAUCUCAUCUGAAUCUGAAGGUGGAGGACAGGAGCGUGGAAUGGGAUCCUCAGGGAGGAAAAGGAGUAGACACCAAAGUCAAAGGGAAGGAGAACAAGGGCAGCAGUGCACAUUUCACCAAUCUGAAGAAUAUGUCAAGAAGUGGAACGCCAUCUCCUAAAAGAACAUCAGUGACGCGUUCACCCGCCCCGAGAGGAGCCAGGGAUCGCUUCACUGGAGAGUCCUACACAGUACUGGGUGACACCAGUAUAGAGUCUGGCCAGCAUUACUGGGAAGUGAAGCCUCAGAAAGACUGUAAGUCCUACAGUGUUGGUUUGGCCUACAGAAACCUUGGGAAAUUUGACCAGUUGGGGAAGACCAACACCACCUGGUGUAUCCAUGUCAACAACUGGCUGCAGAACUCAUUUGCAGCCAAACACAACAACAAGGCAAAAAAUCUGGACGUCCCGGUACCAGACAGCAUAGGCGUCUACUGUGACUUUGAUCGGGGCCAACUUUCCUUCUAUAAUGCUGAAAACAAACAAUUGCUUCAUACUUUUAAAGUGAGGUUCACCCAACCUGUUGUGCCAGCUUUCAUGGUGUGGUGUGGUGGUCUGACUCUGUCUACAGGCCUGCAGAUACCCAGUGCAAUAAGAAGCUUCCAAAAGACAGAAAAUGGGCUGGGAGGAUCGAACAGCAGUAUAUCUCCGCAGGAUCCCUCAGUAGCCUGUGAUAUCUGCUUCUACGAUAAACUGCCUUCAGUAGACAGCUCCCUAAUGCCGUGACCCGAUUUCUCAAAACACCUGAAAAACUAAUCAGGAAACCAUUCUGAAAACUGGACACACUUCCGAUGACCGAGGCAUGUAGACUUCCAGGACAAAGAGAUCAUCGCCGCAGCUUUGACUGGCAGAAUUUGGAGAGACGUUUCCCUUUAUGUUCCGAUGAAGAGAGGCCUCGUUCUCUUUGACAGACACUUGCUUUCAUCAGGAGAUGUUUGCAUAAGGAAAGCUAGUCGCUUUAUCAGGGAAUAGUUGAGUGCACUUUCUUUACUGAUUUUAGUUUGAAUGAUGACAUGCUUUUUUGAGUUGUUUGUCCUUCACUAGUUGAUUCUCAUAUUGUUUUACUUUCGUUCCUUGUAGUGUGUGUUAAAUCCUUUCUAUGGUAUUUUCUUUCUUUUUUUUACAUUAACUGUACUCUUACUGAUAUUGAACUCUGUAGAUCAUCCUUCAGCUGUUGAUUUUGAAACUGGAAAACUUUGCACAAGUGUAAAAAUGAUAAAAGCUGCUUUUAAUGUCCCCUCAUUGUCAUAAACUGUUAUUAUAUCUGGAUAAUUUUGGAUGUAGACUGUACAUUUUUGUUGUAUAAAUGUGUCAUCCUCCUUUUAAGUCAUUUUAGGUCUAAUUUUUUGGAAUAAAUUAAGAGUUUGUCAUGCAUUUGUGCAGAAACUAAUAAUCAAACCUCCAUCUGUUUCUAUGUAACAAUCCUUAAUGAGCUUCAAUCCAAACAUUAAAGCUCACCAAAGACUUCUGUUUGACUCCAUGUUGACUUGUUCUGCCUCUGGCACCAUCUGGUGUUGUAAUCCCCAAACAGCAUUAAAGUGGAUCACAGGCAAAUG
This is a messenger RNA of Sinocyclocheilus grahami, 2496 nucleotides long. RefSeq names its product fibronectin type III and SPRY domain containing 1-like (gene fsd1l). The transcript is spliced from 14 exons. The record is from RefSeq and is a predicted model, not a curated record. Bases 77 to 1666 code for a protein of 529 amino acids. NCBI's taxonomy places the organism in Eukaryota, Metazoa, Chordata, Actinopteri, Cypriniformes, Cyprinidae. Gene Ontology annotation, molecular function: protein binding.